Messenger RNA from Vespa velutina, 2589 nucleotides. RefSeq names its product anosmin-1 (gene Kal1). Gene Ontology annotation, biological process: neuron differentiation. The record is from RefSeq and is a predicted model, not a curated record. Lineage: Eukaryota; Metazoa; Arthropoda; Insecta; Hymenoptera; Vespidae. Gene Ontology annotation, molecular function: peptidase inhibitor activity; protein binding. The coding region runs from base 461 to 2002 and encodes 513 amino acids. Gene Ontology annotation, cellular component: cell surface; extracellular region. The transcript has 9 exons.
AAGAGAAAAAGAAAGAAAGAAAGAAAAAAAAAAGAGUCUAAUUGUCUCUAAUUGUCGUUGAUAGAAGAUAUAGGAAUAAAAUGAAAAGUAUAAUAAGAAAGAUAUGGAGUCGGGUAUAGGAUAAAGAAAGAAAUCGAGAGAUCAGAAAGCGCAGAGAUUCCUUAACGAAGGUAGGACCCUUCCUGAACUUAAUGAUUCGGUCAUUGCGAUGGGUGGUAGAAGGGUGGUGGAAACGAAUGGUGUGGGCCGGAGUUAGAGUAGGAGAAGUGCUGGGGGAGGCAAGCGGCAGGCAAGAGCAGCAGCAGCACCAGCAGCACCAGCACCAGCAGCAGCAGCAGCAGCAGCACCAACAGCAGCAGCACCAGCAGCACCAGCACCACCACCAGCAAUAGCAGCAGCAGGAUCGGCCCGGUCAGGAAAACUUCAGCUGACGGCGAAGGUCCCUUUGGCAAGCGGCUCGAUGCUUCCACCCGGUAGGCCAACGUCCAAACGCAACUCGGGCUCUAGCAGCAUCGAAGGCAGCAACGGCUGGCGGCCACCACCUACUACCACCACCCUUAAAAAGUGGUGGCCAUGGUGGUUGUUAUUGCCAGGAUGUUUCGCCUCGUGGACAAAGUAUGUCGAGGAGUACGACUCGAUCAGAGUCGCCAGAUGCGACGCACGCUGCGGGGAUAAUCAUCCGGACGAGUGUAUAGAAAAUUGUUUAGCAUCGAAUUAUUCGAAACCUGGUUACUGUCCUGAUACUGCUUUUAUGUCACCCUUCGAAGCCGUUUGUUUGAUCGCUUGUGACAAUGAUUCACGUUGUCCAGAUUUGGCAAAGUGUUGUUCGCACGAUUGCGGAGUUACAUGUAUGCAUCCCGUCGGUUUAGACAACAGAACUGAUUUACCACCGAUCCCGCAAAAUCUACAGAUAAGACAACAAAAAAGUAAUCUCAUUCAUUUGAAUUGGCGAAACAUUGGUCAUGUUUAUCCAAAUGUAUCCGGUAACGGGGAUGUCAGAUAUUUAGUGGAGGAACGUCAUCUUAUUGGUCCACGUUAUUUAGAAUCAAGAUUAAGUUCAUGGACCGUCCGACAUGUUUCUACGAAACCUCACGCGACUCUUCGUGGUCGAUUGAAGACAGGCCAUUGGUAUCAAUUUCGUGUUGCAGCGAUCAAUGGAAAUGGUUCGAAGGGUUACUCUCAACCAUCGAGACCUUUCAAGACAAAAGAGCCACGAAAUCCUAAAGAACCACAGAACCUGACCCUUUCAGGGGCACGUUUGGUCGGUGGAAAGUUGAGAAUCAAUCUUCGAUGGUUUAAACCCUCAUCGGACGUUCCGAUAACCUUUUACAAAGUUUUCUGGAGCAGACGCAUUCACAGUCCAACGAACGAUUCUGUACUCGUAUAUCACAGGACCGUUUUAAAGGAUAAAACUUGUUACGAGUUGAAGAACUUAGAACCAAAGUGUCAAUACUUUCUUCAAGUACAAGCGGUCGCGUUAUACGGUGGAAGACGUUUGGCUUCACGAAAGGCGUCAAAAGUUUUCAACGCAACGGAUUAUAUGGCCUUUGCCGACGUCGGAAGACGUUCUCGCAGGUGCGAAAGAUAUCAGGAAGGUCUUCACGUAAGAAGAAUGAUAUGUCAUUGUGGUGACGUUAAGGUACGAUUGGUAUGGACGAUUAAUCAAGAUGCAAAAAUGUAUAACAUCAGUUGGAAGGAAGAAUCAUGUACUACGUCGAUUUACGAGGACAAUGUGAAUACGAAAAAGAGACUAUCGUGGAAAGCAAUUCAGACGCCCCAUUACGAUCUACGUAAUCUUAAACAAGAUUGCACGUACAGCGUGAACGUGAGAAAUUUAUAUAGCAAUGAUAAAAGGGAUGAGCACGGUACGAGCAUAGAGUUCUUCGCUACGGGAUGCCAACAGGAUCGCGAUGAAAAAAGAUGGAAGUAUUCGAGUAACAAGGCUGCGCAAUGUAAAAAGAAAUCUUCCAAGAGUAAAAAAUAUUCCGAGGAUACUGAUUGACAUUGAAAUUAAUUGACAAAUUGAUUUAAUAUUUUUAGAAACGUUCGUUUUAAUUAUUAAUUAUCAUACAAUUUUAUAUAUAUAUAUAUAUAUAUAUAUAUAUAUAUAUAUAUAUUUUAGAACGUUUCGACGAGUCAACAACAACUACCCUAAUUUUAUAGUGGUUUGUAUUUAAAUGCAUUAUUUUGUUUACGUGUGAAUUUUCAUAUUGAAACUUUUUCCUACGCAAAUUCUUUAUCACUUUAAAUCUUAUUGACGCAUUAGAUAUGCAUAGCGUAUUGUAUCGAUUGACUUUAUUUUUUCUCCUUUUUUUUUUUUUUAUAGUCCUUUUAUAGUUACGUCGUUGUUUGUUAUGACACUUAAUUUUAUAGUACAACAUAUUACCAGAUAUGUGAUUGAUAUGAGAGAUUAUAUAUAUAUAUAAAAAAAAAAAAAAAGAAAAAAAAAAAAUUCAUCGUACACUUAUUGUAGAUUCGUUUCGAUUGUAAAAUGAAAAGAAGAAAGGCAAAUGUUUUCUAUUAGAUAAUAAUUAUGAGCAUAGAUUGUGAAUAUUUUUAUACAAUAUAUAAUAUUAUCUUUUAUAUAUU